This is a messenger RNA of Aphis gossypii (cotton aphid), 1625 nucleotides long. Its product is annotated as pickpocket protein 19-like. Bases 1 to 1479 code for a protein of 492 amino acids. Gene Ontology annotation, molecular function: ligand-gated sodium channel activity. The transcript has 10 exons. Gene Ontology annotation, biological process: sodium ion transmembrane transport. Lineage: Eukaryota; Metazoa; Arthropoda; Insecta; Hemiptera; Aphididae. The record is from RefSeq and is a predicted model, not a curated record. Gene Ontology annotation, cellular component: membrane.
AUGACUGUUAUGUGUGCUAUCCUGUUUGCCACUUACGCGAUCUUUGAAUCAUGGAAGACAUACAACAAGAGUUCGAUUGAUACAGUGGUUGAGACGACUUUUUUAAGCUACACUGACAUAGCAUUUCCGAUGUUGGUGAUAUGUGACAGUUCAAGGGUGGACUGGAAACGAGUAACGCAAUUGACAGAACGAGACUUGCCGGGAAUCGAUUCAAACUUGUUACCUGUUGUAAGAAAGGUGUUGAAAACUUUCUCGGUACUGUCCUAUGGAGAUUUCGAUGAUUUUGAAGAGCUAUAUAACGUGACAGAACUUUCCAAGAUCAACCAUUUAAACCUUACUGAGCUAUUAUUGAAGGUGAUGAGGCCGUGCGACGAUGUAUUUCUUCCGGAAGGUUGCUGGUGGAAUUUCAAACAGGUAAAUUGUUGUGAGAUAUUCGAGUUACAGCGCACUGAAUUUGGGCUGUGCCAUUCGUUUAAUUCCGAUUUUUCCGAAUAUGGCAGAGUAAGAGUCGGUGAAAACUCUGGUCUUAUCGGGACGUAUUGGCAAACCGAGUCCGGUGAAUUCCGACCUAGAAAGUCAAGCGAUAAGGGUCAAUGGUCGGGUAUCAGAGCUCACAUUUCGCCAAUUACACCAGAACAAGUAGCUCCUAAUGUAAACGCUAAACCGUCAAUACGGAUAUUGAUGGGUGAACCCAGAGGCGCUCCGCUUGGAUCAGAUAUGGUCGUGAUGGCUGGAAACUUUGGAAAUAUUAACGUGUGGGGAGAUCGAAUAUAUAACACACAUAGAACUAAAAAACUGAAGCCGAAGCAGAGAAAUUGUUACUUCGGCGAUGAGAGUUCAACUGGGAUGGGUACGAAUUAUUACCUAAGACGGAAUUGCAGAACGGCAUGUUACUUGUUUCACAUGAUUAAUCAUUGUGGUUGUUAUGUAGAAGCAAUGUUCGGCCUCAUGAAACAAAACGACACGUUACGGCCGUGUAAUGCGGAGGAUUUAUUGUGUUUAUCAAAAAAAAACCAAUAUUUCAACAAUUACAUACCCUUCGAACAGCCAUCGUUUUUCAUGAAAGAUAAGCCUGGAUUAAAAUGCGAAUGUAUGCCGGAUUGUAUCCACCAAAUGUAUAUACCAGAAUUAACCAUUGCCGAACAUACUGUCUCAACAAUAGAUAAUUCCUCAUCUUCCAUACUCAUCGAUUUACACUUUAAACAGAGCGCAUGCAUACUGUACAGAUCUGACUUGAUCCUCGGAUGGCUUGAUUUAUUGGUGUCAUUUGGUGGUUGUGCCGGUCUGUUCUUAGGCGGUUCGCUGUUAAGUUUCAUUGAACUCAUAUAUUUUUUAACGUGGAGAGUUUACUACCAUUGGCGCAGAACACCACUGAAAUCAGAUAAAUCCAAAAAUAAGAAAAAAGCAAAAGGACGUCGAAUUGUAACGGACACUUGGACAAUGGAUGAUUGCACGAACAGUAAAACAUCCAUACCAUAAUAUCUUCUAUGUGAAAAUAAAAAAAAACUUAUAAUAGUAUAAACCUAUAAUCAUUUACCUUUGCACAAUAUUAUAUUGAUUUAUUAGUAGUAUUAUUAUGUUUUAUAUUAAACAGUUUUAAAAUAAUAUGUCAUUUUAAUACUUUA